Molecule: messenger RNA, 411 nt
Organism: Hydatigera taeniaeformis
Lineage: Eukaryota; Metazoa; Platyhelminthes; Cestoda; Cyclophyllidea; Taeniidae
Source: the annotation of a GenBank genome assembly
AUGUUUGCGCUUAUGUGGGAGUUGGUUGCGCUCUUGUACGUCGCCACAGGUGUUAUGAUAAUGGGCUCAGGAAGAACUCAUCAGUUCUUUGAUGCCAAUAACACUGUUACCAUUUCCUUGCCUCAAGAACUCUUUAUUGAUCUCCCCAAUGGAAUUACCGUACGUUCUCUCAAGCCACUUAUCAAGGUUACGGUUAACAUGACCGCCUACGGCCUCAGAACACUGAACGUUGGUCUGGCAACUUUCGAUCAACUUGACGCGAGUAAGUCUUAUGAUGAUGACAUGUACACAUAUCAGUUGAAGUACUAUGUCCCAGUAGAGCUCAAACCUGGAAGCUACAUUAAUCUCAACAUCACUUACUUUUACUGCUCUUCUUGGAACUGCACGGAUUUCGACGGAAUGACAGCCAAG